Molecule: messenger RNA, 1520 nt
Organism: Electrophorus electricus (electric eel)
Lineage: Eukaryota; Metazoa; Chordata; Actinopteri; Gymnotiformes; Gymnotidae
Gene: med22
Product: mediator complex subunit 22
Biological process (GO): regulation of transcription by RNA polymerase II
Cellular component (GO): mediator complex
Molecular function (GO): transcription coregulator activity
Source: RefSeq, a predicted model, not a curated record
CGCGACGUUUGGAAAUGACGUCAUUAGAAAUGGACAAAACAAGGCUGAAGGCAAAAAUUGAGGCGUCUUUACAAAACAGUGUGGUUAUAGUAUACAAGUAAGGUGAUUAGAGAGUGCGAAUAAAAUGGCUACACAGCGGGUACUCCCGCAAAGUAAAGAGACGCUUCUUCAGAACUACAACAAGAGACUUAAAGAUGACAUCAGGUCCAUACUAGACAACUUCACGGAAAUCAUCAAAACUGCCAAGGUAGAGGAUGAAACCCAGGUGUCAAGGGCAACGCAAGCGGAGCAGGACCACUAUGAAAUGCACGUUAGAGCCGCCAACAUCGUGCGUGCUGGCGAGUCGCUCAUGAAGCUCGUCUCUGAUCUGAAGCAGUUCCUGAUUCUGAACGACUUUCCGUCGGUAAACGAGGCCAUCAGCGUGCGCAACCAGCAGCUGCGCGCGCUGCAAGAGGAGUGCGACAAGAAGCUGAUCUCUCUGCGUGACGAAAUCGCCAUCGACCUGUACGAGCUCGAGGAAGAGUAUUACUCAUCCAGGUACAAAUAGAUUCCCUGCAGAGAGCCCGUAAACCUGUAGGCGAUAUUCCCGCAAUACGUGCGUUUAUGCCUUAGGUUUAAGAGGGGAAAAAAUAUUUUCUUUUCAUUUCAUUUACAUACCAUAGUGCCUUGGGUGUGGCACGUUUUGUCAAGACUAUGACAAUAGGUUGAAAUCUUAAUUGUGACCAACAAUUAUAUUAGCAUAUGCAUAACCCAGAAGAACUAACAUUCAAGUGCAAUAUUUUUGAGAUGUUAGACCAGGCCCCAGACCUGCUUAAGAUUUGAAGAUGUACCAAAGUUGCAACAUGAGUCUGAAUAUCCUUAAAGGAAGGCCAUGCUUCAUCACCAGUAAUGUAACUGGGUCUCGGAUACAAUGAAAGCAGACUGAAAUGGAGCACCAAGUGCCUUUUAGAAAUAGGUUUUAGUUGUUUCAUGAUGAGGCUCAUAUAGCCUUUAAUCAAAAAGCUAUAUAGUGAUAAUUUACAGGUUAUAAUGAUUCCAUGUUGUGUCUUUUAUAUUGAAACUGUUAUAUUUGAGACAUUUGCUUUAUAUAUUUUGUGGUGAUGGACUGUACAAAUAGUACUCUAUUUAGAUAAAUCUUGUUAAACAACAUCUUGAAUUAAAUUAGUUAUUUCCUUAAUAUUACUCCAUAAAUUCUAUGUAUAAAAAUGUUAUAGAUUGUAACUUUGUCCUGUUUACAACAGAAAUACUUGUAAUUUUAUAUGGUUUUAAUUUGCACUGGUAUAUCCCAUGUUAAAUGAAUCUUUUUUUAAAGCAGAGAUUACUUUUUUAAUCAUCAGUUCUUGCUUGGACUGGAAACAAACAUUGUAUCAGCACAUUUUAGAGAGUAGCAUAACCAAUGACCGAUGCUAGCUGAAGGUCAAGUGCACUGUUCCAAAUGUAUUAGAAUGUAUCAUAUUUCCCCUCCACACACAGCUUACUUGGUAAUUUUUAACAUUACAAAUAAAACAGAGGAAAGAGAA